AUGGACGGAAAUAUAAAACUGGACACUGACAGUAUAAGCAUGACUGUUGUUAACAUGACGGAUCAUGACAAAGAGCGUCUGGCGAAGGAAAACCACUCCGAUAUCGAAAGACGGCGGAGGAACAAAAUGACGCAGUUUAUAAACGAGUUGGCAGAACUCAUCCCUGCUUGCAACAGUCAGCCAACGCAAACGAAGCCCGACAAAUUGUCGAUUCUUAAAUGGGCGGCCGACCAUGCCGAGCAACUUCCAGGCGCUUUCAACCGCGCUUAUCCCUAUCUAGUCACGCUGGAAAUGUUCGAUCACAUCAUGUACACGGCCACGAGAGGAUGCUUUUUACUUCUCGGGAAGUUUGAUCUUGAAAUUAUCAAUCACAGCGAAACAGCGGUCGAAAUCUUCGGAAAAAGCAACAUGACGCAAAUGAAAUUCUUGGAUUUCGUGCAUGAAAAGGACAAAGAAAUCGUCAGAAAUUUGCUCUGCGCGACGAUCAAUUUCGACCAGAAUAUGCUGGAUAUGAAGAGUUUCACUGUUAGAACGACUUCGGCGCAGCUUCCAAGGGGGCCACCAAUAGAAGGAGUUACAGCUGGCGCGAAUAAUAAUAAAAGAGAGUGCAUAUGCAGGCUGAAGACUGAAAAAGCACAGUUCUUAAACGCGUCGAACAGCCCUAGCUCCGCAGAUGGGUAUUGCGUCGCGACCAUCACUGCUUCUUUGAUUCCGGCAAUCGAAGCUGGCCCCUACAAUGAAACCUGGGCAGUGCUUAUCCGCCAAGAACAACCGAUCGAACCUCAAACCAGCUCUGGCCUUGUACACGUCAAUGGCGGCGCAGUCAAUCCUCUUUCAAAAUGCACGGUGAAGAUUGGCCUCGAUGGCACGAUAGCGUACUGCGACGAUUUUAUCGUGAAGUUGCUCGAUCUCGAGGCCGGCGCGCAGAAAAGGAUAAUUGGCAAGAAGUUUUGGGAAGUGUUUUCUGAAAAACUCGGCAGCUCUCAAGCGGAGAACGAUUUAAAAUCGUUGAUAAUGGAAGGCUGCACGCGAGAAAGAGAGGCCAAGAUCGUCCUCAACAAAAACGGCCAGGUGCUGAUGUGCCUGCGCCCAAUCGUGAACCCUUCCUCGAAGAAAACCGAAUUCAUCAUCGCCAGUCUCAAACAAGUUCCACACUCCUGA
Messenger RNA from Oikopleura dioica, 1161 nucleotides. The record is from the annotation of a GenBank genome assembly. NCBI's taxonomy places the organism in Eukaryota, Metazoa, Chordata, Appendicularia, Copelata, Oikopleuridae.